Eptesicus fuscus (big brown bat) is the source of this 2545-nucleotide messenger RNA. RefSeq names its product RAS like family 12 (gene RASL12). The coding region runs from base 181 to 981 and encodes 266 amino acids. The record is from RefSeq and is a predicted model, not a curated record. Gene Ontology annotation, molecular function: GTP binding; GTPase activity. The transcript has 5 exons. Lineage: Eukaryota; Metazoa; Chordata; Mammalia; Chiroptera; Vespertilionidae.
CCUCGGGCCGAGCUGCGGGAACCCAGCCCGCGCGGCGCGCGCGGCCGGGGCGCGGACUUCGACGGGGCCGAGCGGCGAGUGCCAAGGGAGCCUGCGAGCCGCCCCCGAGGGCCCCGACGGGCCGGCACGCUGCUUGGGGCCUUUGGGCCAAGGACCCGAGUCCCCCUCCGCAGCGUCGCCAUGUCCUCCGUGUUCGGGAAACCCCGCGCGGGCAGCGGGCAGCAGAGCGCGCCCCUCGAGGUCAACCUGGCCAUCCUGGGGCGCCGCGGAGCGGGCAAGUCCGCCCUGACCGUGAAGUUUCUGACCAGAAGGUUUAUCAGUGAAUAUGACCCCAACUUGGAGGACACCUACAGCUCCGAGGAGACUGUGGACCAGCAGCCUGUGCACCUGAGGGUCAUGGACACUGCAGACCUGGACACCCCCAGGAACUGUGAGCGCUAUCUGAACUGGGCCCACGCCUUCCUGGUGGUUUACAGUGUUGACAGCCGCCAGAGCUUCGAGGCCAGCGGCAGCUACCUGGAGCUGCUGGCUCUGCACGCGAAGGAGACGCAGCGCAGCUACCCGGCUCUGCUGCUGGGCAACAAGCUGGACAUGGCCCAGUACAGGCAGGUCACCGAGGCAGAGGGCGCAGCCCUGGCGGGGAAGUUUGGGUGCCUGUUUUUCGAGGUCUCGGCCUGCCUGGACUUUGAGCACGUGCAGCACGUCUUCCAUGAGGCCGUGCGGGAGGCACGGCGGGAGCUGGAGAAGAACUCCCCGGCCCGGCCCCUCUUCAUCUCCGAGGAGAGGGCCCUGCCCCACCAGGCCCCGCUCACUGCCCGGCACGGGCUGGCCAGCUGCACCUUCAACACGCUUUCCACCGCCAGCCUGAAGGAGAUGCCCACCGUGGCCCAGGCCAAGCUGGUCACUGUGAAGUCAUCCCGGGCCCAGAGCAAGCGCAAGGCACCCACCCUGACCCUACUGAAGGGCUUCAAGAUCUUCUGAGGACCCCAGGCUCCGAGCCCGGCCGGGCUGCAGGAGGUGGCUGACCUCUUCCUCUGAUGGAACAAUAGCCGGCGCCCUCUGGUGGACAGCUGACCUCUGCGCCAGCACCAAGCGGUGUCCCCCGACACCCAGCUCAGUGUGUGAGCUGGAGGGAUGGGCAGGAAUGCUGCUCCUAUUCCCAGGGCCUUGGUUUCCAUGGUAACCACGACAUUCCCUGCCAUUGAAGGGAAACAGCCCCCUGGGACAACCCAGACACCUGGAGUCAGCCUUAAGCAGGAGGAAAUUGUGGUGUCCAUUGUAGUAUCACCCCUUCCUGCUCCAGCUCCAACCAAGCCGGAUGUGGCCCCUGGUGGACAGCUCUGGGUGGACGGCUCCAGGAGGCCCAGGAUACGUGUAGGCCUGAGGACAUCCUGCAGGAAGGACAGGCCGAGGCCCUCGAGCCACCUGGUGGAUGGAGGGCAGGGUGGGCGCAGGGUUUGGAGGGCCAGUCUGGUCCUCCCGUUGUCUCCUGAUCUCACAGAAGCCCCAGGCAACAAACCCCACAGUUUUCUAAACAACGUCUAGUGUGAACCCACGGGACAGCCUGUAAGAAGCCAAGUCGCAGGGGGGGCUGUUCCAGUGUGUGGCCUCGUAAGGAGGGUAGAGGGAGAGGCUGUGGGUGUCCAGUGAAGGGGACCUUAGGAUUGUUCACCAGAAGGCGGGGCCCCCUUAUUUUCCCACCUCAAGUGAAGGACUCAGCCCAUAGUCAGGACCAGCCUCCUUAGUCUAAUGAUCAAAGCUGCAGAGCAAAGGUACCCGCUCUAGUGACAAGGACUCGGGAUUCCAGGGAGCCCACGGCUGGCAGUAUCUGACAUCCAGGCACCACUAGCCUGUCCUGGGUCCAUAGGGGGAAACAGUUUACCAGUUUGUAGCCUGGUUCAGCAGGACCCAGGACCCUUCAUCAUGGGUCUGCGUGUCCAAAGUCUUCUUUUGUACGACAGAACCUAAAGCAUUUUUGGUUCUUAAAGCAAAUUUUUGCAUAAAUUAUUUGGGGUUGCCCCCACAGCUUAGACCACAACACUGGGGCUCAGACACAGAUCAGGACCCUCCCUUGGGGGUCCCAUGGUUAGCAAGAGAAGGGUCUCAGAGGUAGGGCGUCCCCUAGGUUCUAACUCUUUGUACCAUGGGACCCCUGGCCCAAAGGAAGUCUUUCAUGGACCCUCAGCCGAGAAGCAGAUAAAGGAGGGGCCCCUAGUGGGAGGAAGGGCUGGGAAGGGGAUUCUGAGCCAGAAUCCUGCUCCUUUCCCUGCCAGCAAUUCCAGGAGCGUGGAUGGGAAACAGCGGGUCUAACCCAGCCUUCAGCCCCGUUGAAUAGAGGUGAAGCCGAGGCCAGAGAGAGCUGGGACCUCCUCGGGACCACAUGAGGAGGCCCGGCCAGGCUUCCUGACCUGCAGGCUGGCUGUGCAUUUUGCACUUUGGCUCCCAGCCACGUACGUGGGGAUCACCACCAUUGGAACAGACUGUGCAAUCCCAACUGCCCAUAUUGAGAAGCAUUUUAAUAAAAAGGGGGUUUGUGGGUAUGUUU